Molecule: messenger RNA, 1238 nt
Organism: Nymphalis io (European peacock)
Lineage: Eukaryota; Metazoa; Arthropoda; Insecta; Lepidoptera; Nymphalidae
Product: DNA-directed RNA polymerase I subunit RPA49-like
Exons: 1
Coding region: 82-1164 (360 amino acids)
Biological process (GO): transcription elongation by RNA polymerase I; nucleolar large rRNA transcription by RNA polymerase I; RNA polymerase I preinitiation complex assembly
Cellular component (GO): RNA polymerase I complex
Molecular function (GO): DNA binding
Source: RefSeq, a predicted model, not a curated record
AAAUAUGAAUGUUGUUUAUAUUUUUGUAACCUACAAUUAUUACACGUGCAUACAAAAAUUGUUAUUUUAAUUUAAAUUAAAAUGACAGAAAUAAUUAUCGACGAUGUUUAUCCCAAAGGGACGGUUUAUCCCAUGAUUUUAAACUUCCAAAAUGGUUAUACAACUGAUAACUUUAAAAACCAAGAAUGUAUUUUGGCUGAUAAUUCCGAAACCAAUAAUAAAACAUUAGCCACCGAAAUAGACGGUCUCGUAUAUGCCGGUGAUGAAGAAAACGAAAGCUUGGGUAAGACUUUUAUAUUAGCACGCAAUAAAACUACGGGUAAAGUGCGUUUGAUCGAAACUGGUGUUGUGAACGUCAAACCAAUCCUAAAGUUUGAUCAAAACAUAUCGCAGCUACAGCUUGAAACGAGCCAUUUAGAACUCAGUAGGAAGUUCGGUUCGAAGAAGCAGAAACAACGUAUGGAACAGAAGGAAAAAUUAAAAGUCAAUAUUGAAACUGUUACGGAGCAAAUGAAAAAUGUCACCCAAGAAAUAACUGAAGAAAACUUAGAUUUAUCUUCAUACAACAAUGUUAAUAACGACGAUUUCUACAUACCACCCAUAAACCGCACAGCAGAAAAGGCUGAGGAAGUCUAUGAAGUAGACAAGAUUUUAACUGACGAACAAUAUGAAAAGAUUCACUCAGAGCUAGAGGGUAAAGACUACACAUCAGAAAUGAUACCACUUAUAAAAUCAAUAAUAUCUAAGAAAACUUUAUCACCAAAGCUUAUCGUACUAGCAGUAUAUGCAAAUUCUUUACUGUAUCUAUACACGACAAUGGUGAAAGAUAUCACGAAGAAAUCAUUUGCAGCCUGUUCGAUGUCUCUCACAUUAAAUAAUAUUAUUUUAAAUAACUUCCUGAGUGUGUCACAUUCUAAACGAACAAGACCAGCACCGUUUAAGGACAAGUCACUGUGUCAUGCAAUAGUAUUUUUGUUGUUAAUUAACAAUUUAAAAAUUGAAAUGGACGGUUUAUGCGAGGCUCUAAAAUUGACACCUAAUACGGCAACUCUAAAGGUUCGUGUUACUGGAGCCUCAGUUAUUACAUCGGGUAAUAAAAAAAUAGUCCAAUUAAAAUUACCUCUUAAUAAAACAGGAUUCAGAAGAAGGAGUACCAAAUUUUAAAUAAACGAUUUAUAUUUUAAAAUUUCAUUUUAUUAAUUUACCAUGUAACUCAUCUAUGUAAUAUUUAAUCAAAA